CUGACUAUCAUCAAAGGCGCGGGCCACGAGUUUAUCCCGCUCCCUGCGGGCGAGAAUGCAACUGUCGCCGACUUCCACUCCAUUCAAACGAAGACCGCCGACUCUCCCUCUCACUUCACCUCAGGUUUCUACAAGAUCGUUGCUGGGCCUGCUCGACCAGCCCAUUAUACGUUCGAGGAGACCAAAUACGUUCUCAGUGGUCAAAUCGACAUUUUGGAUGAAGCUACUGGUAUUACUCAUCAUCUCGUACCGGGAGACUUCGCUUUUUUCCACGUCGGAUCCAAGGUCAAGUUCUCCACCAAGUCCGAAGGGCUCGCUUUCUACGCGGUUACUCGUCCUGUCAGAGUGCCUCACCCAAAUCUUCAAGGGCGAGAAGAGGACGUUAAGUCUAAGUUGUGA
Molecule: messenger RNA, 399 nt
Organism: Colletotrichum karsti
Lineage: Eukaryota; Fungi; Ascomycota; Sordariomycetes; Glomerellales; Glomerellaceae
Product: ethanolamine utilization protein
Exons: 4
Source: RefSeq, a predicted model, not a curated record